AUGAAUGUUUCUGAUCCAUGUUUAUCAUUGGAAUGGGUUGAAUUUAAUGACACAGUUCGUAAUCGCAUGUUUGACUGUUUAUACUUAACUAAUCCAUAUCUAGCAAAAUAUUUAAAUGUCAUAAGAGCUUCAAACAAUUACUUGGGACUUGUUUGUGAAUACUAUUCUGUAAAUUUAUCAAAUUAUCAUUGCUACCCUGUGUCUAUUAACUUGUUCAAUGUAUGUAAGCAAAUAUUGCUUGGUUUGGAAUAUUUGAAUUCAAAGGGUAUAUACCAUCGCCAAUUAUCUCUUCAGUGUGUUCUAAUUGACAAUUUUAACAAUGUAAAACUGGGACGAUACGCUUUGUCUCUUAUUGAAUUUGACAUGCAUACUUUUUUAGACAAUAUUUUAUAUCUAUCUCCAGAAACUGUUGUUUAUCAGCCACUUAACAUAGGUAUAGAUGUUUCUAAUGACAUUUGGUCUCUUGGUAUUAUAUUGUUGCAACUGUUGGACAUAACUUAUUCGGAAUUACUCAGUUCUUUAUCGAAAAUAAACCUAACUCAUGCCGCAAACAUUGCCAUGACAAUUAUAUAUCACAAGCUGAUAACUAUAUCUUUAACUAAAGGAGUGUCUUUUUCCACAAUUGGGCUUAAUAUUGAAGCUAUUAAGCCAUAUUUUUGUGAUUUUUAUACGCAUUUAAUUCCUAGACUAAGGAAUUGGUACAAUGAAUCUGAAAUUUCUGUGAUAGAGAAUCUUUCGAUUCUCGACGAAUUAUUAAAGUUCAUAACAGGCUAUAACAUAAUACAACGAUAUCACAAGCAAUUAACUUGUAACGAUUAUCCAUCACACAUUAAAAUACUAUGUAUUUGUUAUAAAUGCUUGAUAAUCAAUACUAGUUACCGUCCAACAGCAUCACAACUUUUAGAAGAUUUUUAUACGACAUUACAAUCUGAUAACCAAUAUAAUGCAACUAAUUCAACAUUUACCGAUAUUUUUGAAUUGUUUUUACACUCAAACAUCGCCAAAUACAACACUCUUGUGCCCUCAAAAUACCAUUGCAAUUCACCAUAUAAAAUUAAAUGUCCUGAAGGUUUGAGAUUACUCAGAAAAUUGAGAAGUGAUAAUACAAUUACUCCCAUUGCUGGAAUUUAUGCCUUGACCAUUAGGCCCUCCUGUGGCUAUUCCAGGCGUGUUGCUCAAUUAUACAAUUGGCUUAGAAUGUUUCGAUUUGAUCAUGUUCUCACUCAUUACAACGAAUUUCGCAAAAUAUCUCUAGCUGAGGCUCGGAUUGAUUUUCCAGUGUCACACAGAUUGAUUGUCUAUCUUAUCGCUUUGGAUAUUAUCAAUUUUGAUACAUCAAGUAAUUUUACACAAUCUGUUAAUAUUAAUCAACAGUUGCACCAGGCAAAUUAUUCGAUUAAUAAUCAAUUAUCAAAUUCACGUGUCAAGAUCGCAAUAAAUUACCUACUCAAUACCAAUAAUGAAAUUUCCUAUUAUCCUGGUCUGGAGGAUAUUUGUUGUGUGAUUACUUCAAUCACUGAUAACCAGCAGGUCAUUAACGAGUUAUUCUGUGCGAUUGUCACAAAAUUUGUAAAGCCAUUUUACUGCAGUUCCUUUGACGCUAUCAAUCAAUUGAUCGAUAAGUUUGACCGUUUUUUACGUUUCUUUGACCCUGAACUUUAUUAUCAUCUAGUAAAUCUUGAUUUCAAGUGCAAUUCGUUUCUGAUAGAGUGGUUGGCAACCUUGUUUAGCCACAUAUUAUCACUCGAUAAGUUGCUACUGUGCUGGGAUUAUAUUAUUGUCCAGGGCACAAAGUAUCAGGAUUAUAUCCUAUACAUUGCGUUGGCUAUGAUUUACAGUUGUAAAUCAUAUAUAGUAUCAUCCAGUGAUACAAACCAAUUGAUGAAGUCAAUUAACAUAGGGAUGUUGUUUGUACAUAUUCCCAUGGUCGCUAGCAUGGCCACGAGAUUAGCUUCUAUAAACAAUUAUUUUAAUGCUGGAAUGUGCAAAAACAUUACGAUAAUCAACGAAUUUUGCAAUGACCAUAAUAGCCUCAAAAUGUUCGAAAAGCGCCCGAUGGAGCUAUUGUCCCUUAAUGAUAUUUGUGGUAUUGAUUUGCAUAAAUUGUACUGUAUAGUUGUGAUUGGCACUGAUGAAUUUUACGAAAUGUUUUUAUCUAAAUACAAAUAUCCAUUGGUACAAUUUCAGAAAAUUGACGUUUAA
Messenger RNA from Babesia microti strain RI, 2202 nucleotides. RefSeq lists its product as hypothetical. The transcript has 3 exons. NCBI's taxonomy places the organism in Eukaryota, Apicomplexa, Aconoidasida, Piroplasmida, Babesiidae. Bases 1 to 2202 code for a protein of 733 amino acids. Gene Ontology annotation, cellular component: cytoplasm. The record is from RefSeq and is a predicted model, not a curated record. Gene Ontology annotation, molecular function: protein serine/threonine kinase activity; ATP binding. Gene Ontology annotation, biological process: protein phosphorylation.